Messenger RNA from Rhincodon typus (whale shark), 3141 nucleotides. Its product is annotated as schlafen family member 9-like. Lineage: Eukaryota; Metazoa; Chordata; Chondrichthyes; Orectolobiformes; Rhincodontidae. The record is from RefSeq and is a predicted model, not a curated record.
CCGGGCUGCCUCAUUUACCCGCCCACGCUCGAUCCACCGUCGCUGCAGCGCGCAACCAGUGAGUUCAGUUCCCGCCAAGCAGCCCAGCUCCUUCCUGACUCCUGAGUUAGGUGGUUAAAAGGGGGCGAAGAAUAGAAUUACUAAAGAGGGGAAGAAAAAAAAAGACCAAAAGAAAGAAAGAAGGAGAACUGGCGAGCAGAGUGGAGCUCCGAAAGGAGUGACUAUCCCUGCCGCCAUCUUGCUGGAAUGAUCAGGAUGGAACUAAACACCAUUCAAGUAAUAGAGAAUGAUUAUGCUGACUUGGUGUUGGAUGCAGGUGCAGCAAACUUUGGGGAGCACUACAGAAAAACAAUGAAAGGCAGAAAAAAAGAGGAGUGCUACAAUAUAAUCAGAUCUGCAUGUGCUUUAUUGAACUCUGGGGGUGGGAUUAUCACUGUGAAAGUGCUGAAUGAAGGUUAUAACUAUGACAUUCAUGGAAUUGGGUCAGAUAUAGAAGAUGGGUUGCAUAAUUUGCAAAGUUGUGCAGCAGUCAAAUCUUCCUUUGAUUUUAUUCAGCAAGAUGGAAGCAUGUUCAUUUUUGUGCAGUCUUGGAGCAAUGGAUGUAGUAAAAAUAAUGAAAAGUUGCCAAAACUUUGCGCUAUAAAAUGGAAUGCCUACCGGCGAGCAGACAGCAGUAAUUAUCAAAUGUCACCACUUGAAUUUGAGAAUUUCAUUACAAGAAAAACUAAGUCUGCAGGAAGAAGUGACAGCAUCAAAGAAGAUUCAGAUUUGAGCAUUGAGCCACUACAAAAGAAACCUAAAAUUGAGCCAAUUGAAUCAACUGUGUUCAAAAGCAGAGAAUUUCAGUUAGGUGAUACAUUGAAUUUCAAUGAAUCUCUGUAUGUUGAAUUUAAAGACUUCUCAGGGAAAAACAAUGUAAACAGGAUAAAAGAGGCACUGCCUAAGUACAUCUCUGCCUUUGCGAACACAAAUGGUGGAUAUUUAUUGAUUGGUGUCACUGACACAAGAAAGGUUGUUGGAUGUGGUCAGUGUAUUGAAGAUCCACAAUAUUUUGAGGAAUUAAUAUCCCAACUGUAAAAAAAACUCAACACUGUACACAUCUGCAACACUCAAAAAGUUAUUAACUAUAGGCUUAAUGUUGCCAGAGUACUGAACAAAUCAGGACAGCAUGGCUUUCUAUUAAUUUUGUACGUGGAACCAUUCUGCUGUGUAGUGUUUGCUGAUGACCCUGACUGUUGGAAGGUAGAAAAUGACCAGAUUAAGAGAGUGGAACCUCGUGAAUGGACUGAAAUAAUAUUAGCCACAGAUCCAGACAUAGAAGAACUGUGUUCCAAUUUUCAGAAGGAGUUGAGUGUGACUGCAGCACCACUGGGGUGUAAGACAGUGUAUUCACUUAAAGAUGCUGAAUGUUUGAACGAAUUGCAACGGAAACUGUUUCCAGUGGAAUUUCAUUCUUCCAGUGGAAUCAGUAAAAUACCAGACAACUUGUAUAAAGAACUGCUCAAAGAGUAUCCAACUCUGGAGAAUCUGCUGCCUAAAAUGAAACUUGUAAGAGGUCAGGGAGUUUUGAUUUUCUCCAGAAGCUGGGCUGUUGACAUUGGGCUGGCAAAGAACCAGGAUGUAAUAUGUGACGCACUGCUACUGGCGGAGAAUGCUCCAAGAUUAUACACGGUUGGCAGGCAGGAAAGUGACGAAGUUUUCAAGUAUUCAAAAGGCACAGCUUUUUCCAAACAAAAACUGGUGAAUCCAGGUGGCUAUACAGGAAAACUCUGUGUAAUUCCCAAAAUCCUUUGGUAUUCUAAAUGUCAGUCUAUCGAAGACAGUAGUACAUCUACAAUGGAAUUGGGCAAUAUGCAGAAAGCUGGAAGGAGAUUAGAAGUUCGGUACCCAGAAGCUUAUACAUUCUUGGACAUUACAGCAUUACUAAUAGCACUCACUAUCGUGCUGUUGAAUUUCAGAUCCUUCCUAAGUGAUCAACUUGGCUGUGAAUUUCUCAAUUUGCUAACUUUGGAGCAAUUUCAGAUUCUUUAUUCAAAACACAAUAUUGAGAAGUGCAAAAAACUCUUUGUGCACGGCCUUCCUGGAACUGGCAAAACAAUUAUAGCCAGGCAACUCAUUGAGAGGAUUAUCAACACCUUUCAAUGUAAAAAAGAUGAGGUCCUUUACAUUUGUGAAAAUAUUCCACUGGCGAGAUUUGAGGUAAAAUUGAAUUGUACCUGUGUUACAAGGAAGACAUUUAUGAGAGACAAUUUCCCGAAGGUGAAACACAUUGUUGUUGACGAGGCUCAAAAUUUUCGCCUUGAGUCUGGAAACUGGUAUGAGAAAGCUGAAUCAAUCAGAACGGCUGAAGUAACACAUCCAAAUGGAGCAGGAGUCUUCUGGAUUUUCAUGGAUUACUUCCAAAUGUCUCAUUUUUUUCCAACUGGAUUGCCAAAGAUUCAAGACCAGGAUCCAAGAGAAGAAUUAACGACAGGAGUCCGAAAUGCCAAGGAAAUACAUGAAUUUGUCCGUUCAAACAUGAAUCAGAUUCUUCGUUUAGAAAAGAAUCAAGUGAAAUAUAAAUUUCUUACUAAACUGUGUGAAGAAGCUAAUUGUGGGCAUUCUUUUCCAGGGAAGGUUGAGAAAUCAAAAAUGACACCAGAAAACAUUGCCAAACACAUCAGGGACAAAAUAAAAUACUACCUUGAAGUGGGCUAUACAACAAAACAGAUGGCUAUUCUCUGCAGUACACAGGAAGAAUGCAAAAAGUAUAGCGAUCUGCUGCAGCCUGAACUCAAAAGAUGUAAGAUAAAUGCAUGUUUAGAUGAAGCAGAAUCAGCAUUUGGGGAUGAUAGACCUAAAAACAUUGUUACCUUGAACAGUAUACGCCGAUUUUCAGGUUUAGAAAAACCCAUUGUAUUUGGCAUUAACCCUGUACCUCACCCUGAUCAGCAAGUACUAACUCCAAAUAUUUUAGUUUGCUUGGCUUCACGUGCUAUGACACAGCUUCAUUUGUUAUUUGAAAACUAAAUGAGGCUCAGUAGCCUUGAUUUUCCUCUAUUAGCUAUAAGGAACAUUUCUUCUUAUUUCUGCAUCAUUUAAAACUGUGGAUUGCAAUGAGAACUUUUCUUAAACCAGGGUUUUAACAGGAUGGUUGCAGAU